AUGUCGACUACAAUUCUUCCAGAUAUUUACCGUCAUUUUGCAAGAAAAAGUACUGUUUCACGAAAUGUUAAAAUUUCACCGAAAAAUGUGCCUCUAUGUAAUUCCACGUUCACUCUUGAUAGUAAUUCUCAAGUGACAUCAUUAGCUUUUAAUCGAGUAUGCAGUGAAGUAAAAUUAGGCAGCGAUGUUCAACAAAAACAAACAUUUCUUAUGUUACCUGAUAAUGAAACGGAAGAAAUGAUUGUUGAACAAACAAACCAAGAAAUUAUUAGCGAUAUAAUUGAACAGAUUCAACAACAGAUUCCUGAUGAUUUUACAGAUCAAAAAAGAACUUCAAAUAAAAGACGAAGUAUUUCAAUAGAUAUUCAAACUGUAACUGAUUCAAUUCUCAAUCGUUUGGAUGUUAAUGAUAAUGAAUCUUCGUCAACUACAGAUAAUAAUCAAAUGAAUGAUGACGCAAAUGGAAGUUUAAAUGAAGAUUCUUCGAUAUUUUCACAAUCGCAUACGGAUGAAGAUACCAGAGAAAUGGAAAAAUCAGCAUCUGAUAUUCAUCCAUCAUUAUGUGCAUGUCAGUGCCAUCAGAAAACAUCAGAUUCUGCCAUAGUAACUACUGAAGACGAUUAUUUUCAAUUUGAACAAGCUCUUCAACAAAGUCGCGAGGAAGAAGAACAAAAAAAUUCAAUAAAUAAUAAUCGUCUCUUACAAACAUUAAAACGUCAACAUCAAGAACUACUAAAUUUUUAUCAAAAACAAUUAAAUACAAAUAAAGUUGAUCGAGAACAACAAACAGUUCAAAUCAAUCAGCAUGAUUCACAAGUACAAACUGAUUUGACAACAAAUCAACAACAAAUUCCUAAACCCAAUGUUGCCUUUCAAUUUAAUGGAACAACUCCAUUGGUGCCUGCGAGAAUGUUAUCUACACCAAUUAUGCGUCCUUAUUCCAGUUUUAUUACUCCGAUUCGAACAACAGGUCCUUCGCUACAACAAUUAAUACCUUGUUUAUCAACUAUUGGCCUAGCAACAGGAAUGACAUUAACAAAUAAAAAGGUAAUAACAAACACAAUAAUUCAUACUCAACCUCCACCACUUCUGACAAAAUCACAUGAUAUUGUCGAUUUAACAGAAGAAGAAGAAGAUUAUUCAAAUAGAUUAUCAAAAGAAAAAACUCCAUCUACAAGAUCAGAGCACAGUGCAACACCACCAUCAACAGCUGCGUCUGCUCGUACUCGUAUAGAACCAACAAUUCGUCCGACUAAUUCUCUUGUACUUAGCCAGACAUUUCUUCCUCGUCCAUUAGCUGAACAUAAUCCAUGCGAUUAUAGUAUUGCUCGACCUCAAUUGAGUAUUGCACACGAUAAUACAACAUUGCGAUUAACUUGGAAUUUAGCAGCAACACCAAUGGAAUCAAUACAAAACUAUGAAAUCUAUGCAUAUAAACAAAAUGCAACCACAUUAUCGUCGGGCUGGAAAAAAAUCGGAUCAGUGAACUCAAUGCGUUUACCAAUGGUAGUAACUCUAAAAGAAUUUCAAUGCAAUUGUCAUUAUGCAUUUGCUGUUCGAGGAGUAUCAAUUAAUAAUACUAUUGGCCCUUUUUGUGAACCAAAAACAGUCUUUACAGGAAAUACACCAUUUGGCCCUCUUAAUACCAAUCAACUACUUAAUGUAACAUUGUAA
Molecule: messenger RNA, 1674 nt
Organism: Rotaria socialis
Lineage: Eukaryota; Metazoa; Rotifera; Eurotatoria; Philodinida; Philodinidae
Source: the annotation of a GenBank genome assembly